AUGUCGAGUUCGAUCGUUGAUGGUUGGAAGUUCGGUUACGGUUCGAUGCAGGAGCCGCGGUCGCGUCAACGUCAUCGAGUUCAACGUCAACGUCAGAGUCAACAUCAUGUCAGUCAGUACAUGCACUCGAGUGGUCGUCGAGGAAAGAUAGUGAAGGCAGCGACAAGUCAAGUCAUCCAUCGUGGACAGUCUUACUCUACGCUUGAUUUCUCGUCUUAA
This is a messenger RNA of Haemonchus placei, 219 nucleotides long. The record is from the annotation of a GenBank genome assembly. Lineage: Eukaryota; Metazoa; Nematoda; Chromadorea; Rhabditida; Trichostrongylidae.